Molecule: messenger RNA, 1159 nt
Organism: Entrophospora sp. SA101
Lineage: Eukaryota; Fungi; Glomeromycota; Glomeromycetes; Entrophosporales; Entrophosporaceae
Source: the annotation of a GenBank genome assembly
UAUUGAAGAACAUGAAGAAGAAAAGCAAAAAAUAAUUUUCAAGUUCACAAGCCAAUUGAAAGAGAAACAUGAACCAGUGAAAAAUAAUGAGCAAGGUCAAAAAAAUAAUUAUCAGCAAUUAUUAUUAGAUAAAGAAAAAGAAUAUGAUGAUCUAUUGAAUAAAUUUAACUUGCAUACUAAAGAAUAUAAUUUGAUGAAAGAAAACUACAACACAGUUAUAAAAAGAAUAAGCGUAAUAGGUGAAUGGGUUAAUUCAAAUAUAGACAAUAAUAAUUUAUCAAAUUUAUCAAAUAACAAAGUUGAAGAUAUUGUUGAACUUUUAAAAGUUUUUGAUAAGUUAGAAAAGAUUAUUGAAUUAAAAAAAGCAGAAUUAGAAGGUUUAGAAAUAAUUAAAAAAGAAAAUAACAAAUUGAAUGAUUUAAUCGAUAUUUUAGAAUUAGAAUCAUCUAAAGAUGGUAAUGAUUUUGAGGGAGGUGAUUGUGGUGAUAAUUCUGAUGAUGAUGAGGACUACAUUCCAAACGGCGAUGUAAUAGAAGAACGCGAAGAUACUAGUGCAGAUUCUUCUUCUAUGGAAGUCGAUGAAGAAGUUGGAGGAGAAGAGGAGCAACGAGAAGAGAAUAAUGAAGGAAGUAGUUCUCGAUCACCGACGUCAAAUAGACGCGCAUUAAGGUCCAGAAAUGGCAAUGGGGUUAUCGUCAAUGGUCACAUCAAUAAUAAUCCUAAUCAUAGCAAUGGCAGUGUCACCAAUAACAUAACAAGUCGUUACAAUUUUUUAACUCAAAGUCCAAUGAUAGGAGGAGGUCCUUUCAACAAUUCAGCUCCAAAUCAUCAACUUAAGAAAUUAGAUGUUCCAUUUCAAAUAUUUUCAGAAUCUUUUAAUCGUUAUCAUGAUGAUCAAGAAAGAGAAUUACAAUCAUUGGUUAGAUUGGAAAGGCAUGCAACAAAGAAAUGUCAUGAAGUGGACUGUGAAUUAGAUAAAUCAAGAAGAGAAAUAGAUGCCAAAAAAAAUAAUCUAAAGCUAAUAAAUGAUCAAAACAAAUUGAUUCGAGAACAAAUUGAGAAUAUUCAUCAUUUGAUUAUUCCAAUUUGUCAACAAGUUUCUGAUGAAUUAGAUGAUUUAACUAUUGGACCUUUUCUUGCAAAGUUUGUAAAAAAUUAA